This is a messenger RNA of Gasterosteus aculeatus aculeatus (three-spined stickleback), 3433 nucleotides long. It is a transcript of the gene kansl1l, whose product is annotated as KAT8 regulatory NSL complex subunit 1-like. Gene Ontology annotation, cellular component: NSL complex. Lineage: Eukaryota; Metazoa; Chordata; Actinopteri; Perciformes; Gasterosteidae. Gene Ontology annotation, molecular function: histone acetyltransferase binding. The record is from RefSeq and is a predicted model, not a curated record.
CUGCGCUGCGCUCCGUCCUCUCAGCAGUUGGAGAGUGAAGGCGAGGAGAGGACAACCACAUAAAUGUCCCCGUUGGACUGCCAGACAUAUCGGUCGGAGUUGAUUUCUCCGGAAAAGAUCCGUUAAGGGAUUUAUUAUUAUCGAUAAAAACUUCACGUUCUAUCGAGGUGUCACUUUUUUUUUUUACUGGAAUAAACAAUGUUAAGUCAACGGUUACACGUUACCUCUUCCUCAGGUGAUUGAAGGAGCAGGCUGUGGUCGCUCGCUGCUUUGACCUUCGUGUAGGGGGGGGACGGGGAGGUGGAUGAUGGCCCCGGCCCUCACCAAAACCCUGAAGGAUGGCCACGGGAUCCACCUGUCCUCGCCUGCCAAUCCGGAGUCUCGCAUGAUGUCGGCCGACGACGGAGACCUCGAGAACAUGUGGCUGAGCUUUUCCCGGUUUCCCCCUCUGGACACGUGUCUCCCCGCGGGCCCCCGGGACGUCCCCGCCGACCCUCUGCUCUCCCCGUGUCCGCAGGCGUCGUCCAACCAGUGCGAGGCGGUGUUCAGCCCCAGCCCCGCCACCCUCCUCGGCCUGCUGUCCUUCAGCAGGGGCCUGCUUGAUUCUCACCAGGUGGGCUGCGUCUUCCCAGGUGUGCCGGACAUGUUUUUAUCCCCCGCCCCCGAGCACAAUAGCCAAGAUCCUCGCCUGCUGCCGGGGCGCCGUAGUGCCCCUCAAUGUGGGCCAGGUGGUGGUGAUGGGCAUCGCCGCUCUCUUGCCUUCACCAGUCUUCCUCCCUCGCCUACACUGACUCUGGGGAAAGUGGCCGCAGUGGGACGGUGUCCUCCGCGGCCCCGCUGCGGCUGCGUGACCUCCGACCGGCCGGCAUCCAGAACCGAGCUGGACGCGGCCGCGCGGGAGCAGCUCCGCAGGCAGGAGCGGCUGCGCGGCCGAGCUCAGAGGCUUCAGAUGCGGCUGCGAGGCCUGCUGGGGGAGCACGCGCUGCUGCACUGCAGCCAGCAGCUGGAGGGGCUGAAGAGCCACCUGCGAGCCGGCGGCUCGACGCUCUCGACGGCGGGUGAGCCCCGAUUUUCUUGGCCGGAGCUCACGGAGUUCAGCAGCUCCGGCGGGGCGAUACUGAGAGGCCUGCAGGGGGCUUUGGACUCCGAAGCCACGGCGAGCAGCUCGGACGAGGACGAGGAUGAUGAUGAUGAGGAGGACGACGAGGAGAUCCACGGAACAUACAAGGCUUCAGCUGUCAGCAGCGGCGGCGGGUGUGAGGGGCGGUGGCUGCGGGAGCGAGCCGAGCUGUGCAGCAGAUGGAGUUGGUUGCUGCUCCGUCUGGCCGAGCUGGAGGGGAGGAUACCGGCGCUGGUGGAGCUGCACAAGCAUAUCCGCUCUACCAAGGGCGGUGUGGUGCUCGCGGAGGCCCAGCCGCUGACCGACGGACAGAUUCAGCAGACCCUGCGGAGAGAACUGUCCGGCCGGUCCUGCUCGGCCUCGGAUGCUGACGCUGAACAUUGCAGCCCGAUGAGCCUCCUUCACAACAUCGAGAGACAGAGUGCUCAGCUGAGCCAGUUUGUCAACAGUCUGCUGACUCCCCUCUGCUUUUCACCGCUAUCUAAACCACCCAAGGGAGGCUUCAGGAGCGAUCGGGAAGGAGACCGCGCGUUUGAGCCCGUAGGCUCUAAGAGAAGGAGGCCGGCCACCAGAAGGCUCUCUAAGAACGUGUCGUACGUGUGCGCCCGGACCCGACCUCUGGUCACCUACCACAAGCCUAAACUGUUCCCCUUCAGCUCCUGCCAGCCCAGCGACCUAAAGGACUCCGGGCGGCCAGCGUCUACCAUCUCCUCUCCUCUCUCGUCGUCCUCCUGUUUGUGUUGCUCGUCUUGGGAUCCUUCGGCCCUGUGCUCCGAUGCAGACUGCUGCUCCAGUCGGGCCCCGUCCUCCAGGACCUCCAGCGCCUCGCUCUCAUCCGACACUCGUUGGCCCCACCGCUCCAAGAGACUCCCGGCCAGAGAAGUGUGGUCCCAAAGGCCUUUGUUCAUCUGUGCCCAGCCAUCCGAUCAAGCGCACGGAUUCAGCUCCACGCCACUGCACAACAGUCGCACAUCCAAGCAGCAUGCGAGGCGUCCCAAAGGAGUUCUGGGUCUGUCGCCUAUCCGGACGGCCGGCUCUGCUCCGAGUCAACACAGGAGAGCCAACCAGAGGAAGAGGAAGAGACAACACAUCCACAGGCCGACAGAAUAUGAAGAAGACGUCCUGUACCAGUUCUGUGACCCAAACACCUCGGAUGAAGCGUUCGAGGAGAGCUACACACAGUUCUCACGCAAGAAGACCUCGCGGGGCUUUAUUCGUAAGCGCCAGGGAGAGAGUGUGUACAGCAUCGACAACAUCGUCAUCCCCAUGGCUCUGGCUAAAGUGGAAAAGCUGCCGUACAAAGACAUCCUGACGCCCAGUUGGCGGGAGAUUGACGCGUCAUCUCUGAUGACCAGGGAGGCAGAGAAGAAUGAGGAGGAGGAGGUGGAGGACCUCGCCAACGAAGUGUUUGCACAGAGACACCUGGACUUGGAGCAGAGGGAGAAAUUACGCUGGUCGUGGGGGAAAAGAAAAUGCUGCGGGCCUCCUAAAAGCAGCAGGUUGUCAGACGGUUGGGGCGGGACGUGCACGUCGGGAGAGGAGAGCUCCGUGGAGUUGGGUUGUGCUCAGGUGGAUUCUGGUGAACAGCAGAGCUCAGAGGAGUGGCUGCCUCAGGCCCCCUGGGAGCCACGAGUGUUCCCUUUGGCACCAGGCAAGGCGGACGCCCUUCUCUCCGAUGAGCUGGGCGGAGCCCUGUCAGAAUGGCCUCAGCGCGGCUGUGCCUCCUCCACGGUGAAAGACUGCAACUCCUGUCCGUCCCCAGCGCUGUCCUCUGGCGCCACGCUGCCCCCUGCUGGACAAAGCUGCAGCAGCACACCCAGCGGCAGCUGAGGCAGCGGGGCCUUCGGGCUCUACAUAUCUCCUCAUGCUGGAACCACGAGGAGAAAAUUCGCCGUGGGAACAUUAAUUAGGAUACUUGAUACAUUCCAGAACAUUUAAUUGAUGAUAUAUGCUGAUUGCUUUAUUGGUGUACUUGUUAAUACUUGAGUAUUAUUAAUAAUAAGCAUAACUACCGUAGCUUCCGCUACACAGGUUUUAAUAUAUAAACGGUGCUGUAUGUAAAGAGAUGUGUACCAGCAUAACCCCACCGUAGUCUCAGGUUUGUAUACUGUUUCUAGUUGACACUUACUAUUUAUUUUCACAGUUGUCUUAAAAAGUCAAUAUAUGAAUACUUUAAAAAAUACGCAUAUUUAUUUACACAACUUUUACUUGAUUUACAUGUACUUUUUGUUUUUAGUAUUUUUUAUCUGUUGAUGCUAUAUUUGGUAUAUAUUUUUAUGAAAUGUAUUAGUAAACAUUUGCCAGCCAGAACAU